UGCUUCUUGUUGGUGUGUUGAUACUAAUCCUCAAUGGUAAUGGUAAUAGCAUGGUAGAGGGGAACACACAUGUAAGGAUUAUGAAUGAACUGGAGCCGGUGUACUUGAAUCUGACGGCUCAUUGCAAAUCAAAAGACGAUGACAUAGGGACCAAAGUGGUGGGCUAUGGAGAGUGGUUCGAGUUCGAUUUCAAGCCAAACAUAUGGGGCACUACUCUCUUCUUCUGUUCCAUGAGCUGGGACCAAGCCACCCCUCCUCGCUAUUUUGACAUCUACCGAAGCAGUAGAGACAAGGAUAGAGGCAGCCUUUGCUGGUGGAUGAUCAAAGUUGAUGGUCCUUGUAUGCUCAAUUGGAAAACUAGGGAUUUUGAUAUUUGUUAUCCAUGGAAGAACACCUAGUCUCUUCAUUAAUAUUCAUACCAUAAUAAUAAUAAUAAUAAUAGUCUUUUUUGUUUUCUUUUUUCUUUAUUAGUUCAUGUUUGUGUCACCCAAAUAUAUAUUUCUUCUCGAAUAAAAAUCUUUUGUUUUCUAACUACACGUCUCUUGUACAUUUCAUUUCUCUCUAGCUUAAUUAUGCUAAUUGUUUUUUCAUUAAAAUGACCAAAUUUCAAUUAUUAGAAUCGUGAAGUACGUUGGUUAUAAUAUAAGGUGGACUUUCUUUUAACCAAAUAGCUUCGCUUUUUAUAGGGUUUAUACUUUAUUUUGUUCUAUUUUAACUAUUUUAUAUGUAGUGCAUAUCUAGAUAAACCAUGUUUAACCUCGUUUUCUAUCUGUAGUUCAUUGGUCA
Molecule: messenger RNA, 786 nt
Organism: Humulus lupulus (European hop)
Lineage: Eukaryota; Viridiplantae; Streptophyta; Magnoliopsida; Rosales; Cannabaceae
Product: S-protein homolog 5-like
Exons: 1
Coding region: 51-398 (115 amino acids)
Source: RefSeq, a predicted model, not a curated record